AUGGCUGCGAGCGAUGGGCCACCAACCAAGAUCUGCAGAAAAGACUGGGAGGAUGUCAUUCUAGCCAAAGGAAGUUAUGAAAACACCUUGCCAGACCAUGCAAUGCCGUUUGUGAACAGAGCGACAGAGCUGUUUGCAUUCAUCGAAGAGAAUAUCAAGGCAAUCCGGCAACUGAGCAUCUCGACCCAUGUCACGGACUAUCGGAAGAUGAAGGUGUGCUUUGCUGCACAGAUGUUUGGCGCUGGCAAGACAAUGUUGGGCUGCAGCCUUGUUUCCCAGCUGCAGUUGGCCGAAUCUGCUUUGCAGGCCCACCUGAAGGCCUUUUUGGAUAAAGAGAAGGCUAAGGGGGAAGAUGGAAGAACAUUUGCUGAUUUCUUCAUCCAAGAAGGUAUAUCAGAUGUGGCCGUUGUGUUGUUUAUAGUGGCCCGAGUUGCGAACACGGACAUGCCCCAGCAAACCGAUGUUGCUGAAGGAAUUGCGGAUGUGCUCAUGAAGGCGGCGGAAAUCACUCAGAAACCACUUUUUGUGCACUUGGAUGAAAUUGGGGGGUUCAUCUCAGCGGAUGCCCGGAAGCUACGUGAUGGAGUGGUUCGCACGUGGACACGAAUGAACCAGGAAGCUGUGAGGGGCCAGGUUAUGCCCCGAAUCUAUUUUUAUCUUUCUGGUAAAGGCGUGCCGCUUUUGGAUUUGGGCAGUCCCAUUUCUCCUGUUGGCAUCAGGUGGAUCAUACUGGACAAGCUCCAUGAGCAACACGUUGGUGUCAUUAGAAAAGCACUGCUGAGUGAAGUUGAUUGCUGCGAAGAGAUUGAUGGCUUGUUAUGCCAAUGGACUGGUGGUGCUCCGCGGCUGCUGCUGUACACUCUUCGUUAUUUGUUUUCCUGGAAACCAAACUUGAGCACUGCACACGAUGUUGAUGUGGCCAUGCAGGACGCCUAUGCCUGCUUCAAGAACAUGGACCUGGUCGCCAGAGACGUUUUCUUCCCAGCUGGAGCCAACCCAGACGCCACGGCCUUGAGAGAUGCUUGGCUCCAGCUCCUGGUGCUUGCGCAGCUCAAGGUGCCCAUCCAAAUGAGCACAGAGAUUGUAGCUCGAAACAAGAAGUACUCUGUCGAAAAGCUAUUGAUUUCCGGGCACCGCUUUUUUGGUGACUCUGCCGGAGCAGGGCUCAGUGCUGAUGAUGUGCUUGAGCGUUUGGUGGAGCAUCGCAUCAUUGUCCAAGCCUGCCUGGCUGACAAGAUGACAUGGGAAACGCUCCUGUCUCCGCUGCUUUUCGAAUCCAAGCGUGCAGGUAAACGCGUCCAGUUGGACAAACAUGCUCCAAUCAAGUGGAUGCCAGCAGCAACGGCAGCAUCCAAGACAACUGUCACCAACGAAGACACCGAGGAGCAGAUUUUGCAGAGACCGACUAUUCCUUCACAAAGCCUCACCAAGGUGGCGAAGUCCAUUGAGGACACCGAAGUCUCCUUGCUGUUCAUCGCGCUGGCUCUUGGCGGGGAGCUGUCUAGCUGUGUUGGGUCUGGAUCGCUAUGCCUGACUGCUGGCACCUACUGCAUCUCAACGAAAGGGCUCUUGCUGUUCCGGCCAACGAAAUCUAAAAAAUGGACACAUCAAUGUUGCCAUGGUAUUUGGAACACAUUCGAUGGCAACAGUCAGACUGGAGACAAGAGAUGCUUGCAAGUCAGACCUGCCUUGGAGGUCAUCGUUGCUAGUGCCCAGGCCGUUGAAAGAUUCCUCGGACCUGAUGAUUUCAACACUGUGACAAGAUUGGCUGCUAGUGGCAAGGAGAGGUCACAGAAGAUCUCCAGCCCUUUCAUCUUGCGCUUCUUUGGCUUCGAGGUGGAUAUUGCCACGGAAGGCCCAUCUGCCGGACCUGCAGGCACAAGAGUUGCAAGGUUUGAGACCGUUGCUCCAGGUGCUAAGACAUCUGAGCCCGUCGUCUGGGCGCGGGAGCUGGCCCGGCUUGGUGGGGGCGCGGGGCGUGGGGGAGGGGUUGGGCUCCGGAUUGCUGGAGUGUUUCUGAGCGUCGACAGGGCAGAGUAUGCGGCGGAGGAUGGGAUUGUCACCGCCAAGCUGAGGCCCAAGGAGGAUUCCGAUUGCCGGUCGUUUUGGAGCAGCGCCUCUGCGCAGAUAAGGUCUCGUCAAGAGGGCGAGGAUAAGCUGGAGCGGGCGUUUCAGGUUUCCCCAAAGGCCAUCUUCGCUGCGCUAUGUGAAGUGGAGUUGUCGAUCGCAUGUCAGCAGGACCACCCAGACUCGAGACUGAAUAAUGUGGACGACUUGGCGACAGACCCGGCCAUCAAGCAGACGAACCCCGUCAGUCUCAGGGACAUCGAUGCAAGGCAUAUCGACAUCUACCUGUACUCACAAGAAGCUGGAGAGUGGCAACUCGUCGAAGACGAAUCGGAAGUCCUGCGUCGGGACACCACCAGGCAAGAUUGCUACGGCUUUUUGCCGCAACGGGCAACCUGA
This is a messenger RNA of Symbiodinium sp. CCMP2592, 2466 nucleotides long. The record is from the annotation of a GenBank genome assembly. Lineage: Eukaryota; Dinophyceae; Suessiales; Symbiodiniaceae.